Durusdinium trenchii is the source of this 614-nucleotide messenger RNA. The record is from the annotation of a GenBank genome assembly. NCBI's taxonomy places the organism in Eukaryota, Dinophyceae, Suessiales, Symbiodiniaceae.
GGGAAAAACGUGUUUUCUUGAAUUCCCUGGAUCAAUGUUUGGUUGGGAUCGUGAAAUCACCGAGUUUGCGAAUUCUGCCAGGAGAAGUUGGCCAAAGUCGCACAGCGCGAUCAACCAGACAGCAAUCCGGAGGUGUUGGAGGAGCAGAAGGCUGCCAGACGGAAGUUGUUGGAGGACAAGAUCGCGAAGGUGGCGCGCCGCGAGCAAUCAGCCGACCCGGAGAUGGAAGAGGCGUCGGUGUCAUCGUCAUCCCCACGGAAAGGAUUGCUGGAGUACAAGGAGGAGCUGUUGGAGCAAGAUCAGCCGAAGAUCUUGCGCCAGCACUCGGGCCUUUCCAGCCUUUCUGAGGAUUAUCCUUUGGAGUUGGAAGAGGUGAAAAAACAGCUGAGCGAAGCACAGGAGGCGGCCUCUGAGGCACAGGCCCGUGCCAAGACGGUGGAGGAGCAGCGAGCUAAAGAGGCUCAAGAGCAGCACGCGCGGAAGGAACGGACGCGCAAGUUGCUGGAGGAGAAGCUUUCGGCCACGCGUCGUGGUGUGAAGCCGACCACCAACGUUCCGGAGUUGGCCGAGGUGAAGAGACAGCUGAGUGAAGCACAAGAGUUGGCCACCGAGGC